AUGUCAACACCCGUCCUUCGCAGCUCGCCAACUGGUAUCUCGGCCCUGAUUUCCGGUGCAGGAAUUGGAGGACUCGUCGCAGCGUUGGAAUUAUGGCGUAAAGGGUGCAAUGUGCGAGUCUUUGAGAAGACUGCUGUUAGCAGCACUGCUGGCGAUGUGAUUAAUAUCGGACAAUCUGCGUUGAAAUUUCUGGACCAUUGGCCAGAGAUGAAGAAGCGACAUGAUGAAAUCGCGUAUUCGCCUCUGUUUGCGGGCUGUACACUUGCGGGGGAACGGCGAUUGAGACCCGGAGAGAUGGCCAGGGUGAAUUUGGCAGUCAAGGACCCGGAGAAAGCGAAGAGGAUUACGACUUGGAGCGCGGCGAUGCAUUCGCGGCCGAAAUUCCAUGCUUUGCUUCUGGAGCAGGUGCGGAAAUGUGGGAUUCCGAUUGAGUUUGGAAGGGAGGUUGUGGAUUAUUUCGAGGAUGAGGAUUCUGCGGUUGGGGGAAUUGUGCUCAAGGAUGGGGAGAGGUGUGAGGCGAAUGUCGUGGUUGCCGCUGAGGGGUGGCAUGGGCAGUCUUGGAGACUUGUUGCUGGGGAACCUGUGCCUGCGAAGAGUAGUGGGCUUGCUAUUUUUCGAGCGGCGUAUCCGGUUGAGUUGGCUGUGAGGGAUCCGGUUGUUGCUGAGAGGUUCAAGCUUAGGGAGGGUGAUCGGACGACUUUUGAGUUGUGGACUGGAGAGGGACGUGUCUUUGCUACAUUCUGGAGAAACCAUGAGUCUAUGAUGUGGUCUGUCACACGUCCAGACCUCGAUGGCACCGCGGUAGAAUCCUGGAGUAAUAAAAUCGAUGUGGAGGAAGUGCUCAAAUUCACAUCCCAUGUCCCUGGCUGGGCGGAAGUGGCAGAUCGGGUGAUCAAAGAAACUCCGGGAGGCGAACUCAUCGAUUGGAAGUUGAUGUGGAGAGACCCUCAGCACAAUUGGGUCUCACCAAGGGGCUUCGUCGUGCAGCUGGGAGAUGCAGCUCAUACAUUUCUGCCCAGUUCUGGGAAUGGAGCUACUCAGGCCAUUGAAGACGCCGUCAGUCUCGCCGCUUGUAUAGCGGCGGCGAAGAACAUCCCGGACGCAACUCGCGUGCACAACCUCCUGCGGUUUGAGAGAGUCUCCUUCCUGCAAGCCAUGGGAGUUGCAAGAUCUCACACCAGAAUCGAGAGUGGAGCGAAGAAUUUGAAAGAACCUCCUGUCCCUGGCAGUUGGCUUUGGGAGCAUGAUGCUGAAGCUUAUGCCGAGGAGAGAUUUGAGGAGGCGAGACUGCACUUGGAGGACCGGACGAGACCAUUUCUGAAUACUAAUCGGCCUACCAAAGGUGUGGAGUACAUUCCAUGGACUAUCGACGGACUGAUUCAGGGGCUGGAGAAGGGCGAGCCGACGAUUCUAGAUGGCGAUUGGAGUUGA
Ramularia collo-cygni is the source of this 1431-nucleotide messenger RNA. RefSeq names its product related to fusarubin cluster-monooxygenase. The transcript has 3 exons. The record is from RefSeq and is a predicted model, not a curated record. Gene Ontology annotation, biological process: secondary metabolite biosynthetic process. Bases 1 to 1431 code for a protein of 476 amino acids. NCBI's taxonomy places the organism in Eukaryota, Fungi, Ascomycota, Dothideomycetes, Mycosphaerellales, Mycosphaerellaceae. Gene Ontology annotation, molecular function: FAD binding; monooxygenase activity.